AGCAGUUUGUUUCAUUUGUACUGGCACAUGUUUCACCAUGUGUGGCAGCAUCGUCAUUCCCGCCUGCAAUCAGCCGCCUACUCCCUACUAACACACUGUUUGCUAUGCUCAUAGGCCAGCCAUAUAGCCAACAUGCUACAAAUGGCCCAUCUGCCGGCCUGACGCUUAAUCUCUCGUCUAACAACCCCUUCCGUAAUCGCGCUGCGUCACCCAACAAUCUCGCUUCUCCCCCUCCCCGCUCACCUUUUGAGGACCCCCCUCCCCGACCGACUUCGAGGAACCCUUUUCUGGACCCGGACUUUAACCCUCCCGCUUCUCAACUGGUCACAUCUCCCGAGAAGAUGGCGGAAACCAAGGGCACCCGGUCGCCCACCGCUGAGGAGCUAUUUAACUCCCUAGACAUAAAUGACAGCACAUCCAAGAAGCCGCAGCCUAGACCGAGCGGUAAGCGAUCUGACACCGAUAGACCUUUUCGCGGCCCUCCACGUGGCGAAAAUAUCCCACCACAAGGGCGCGGCCCCUCUAGCUCUCAUCGCCCUACUCGAUCGCAGGAAGAGGCGCUCAAGGCACGCAGAAUGCAACCCGGCACAAAUGGAAGCAGGCAAACAGGUGGAUCCCCGCAGCGGAGGCCCGAACCACGGCUCCGGCGCAAUAGCGAUUCCUCCGUCAUGGAGAAGCCCAUCACUGAUGAGGAAAGACGAAUGCGCGAGAUGAGGCAGAGGGAUAGAGACAGGCGCCACCGUGAUGGCAAAAGUCGCCCCAAAAAAUUAGAUAUUAUAGACCAGCUUGACGCUACUAGUAUCUAUGGCACCGGAUUAUUCCAUCAUGACGGACCUUUCGACGCUUGCAACCCUCACCGAAACAGAAAAGGAAGCCGACGCGCACCGAUGCAAGCUUUUGCUAAGGACUCGGCGAACAACACUAUCGGAGGCGCGGGACCUCUAAACAAGCGACCUGAUCAUAAGCUCUUUAUGGGACAAGAGCCCCAUGAUGCGUCAACUAUGUAUGCAGGUGCUCAUUCCAGGCAGAAGAAAGCCCAUGAGAUGGAGCUUUUCGAUCCGAAGCAGCGAGGCGAAUACGAAUAUGGUGAAGAGACACUAGGAUUAGGAAGCUCAACGUUUUUGGAAGGAACACCAGCUGCUCGAACCGCUAUUGCCCGGAAUCAAGAAGAGUCGGCCCAGGAAGCCGCUGAGUCUGGGCUAGGACGAAAGAAGUCGGUGGUAUCGCGCUUUAAAAGCAUCAAGCGCGGCCCGAGAGACUAUGGCGAAUCGGGACGAGUCACUAGUCCUGAUGGGUAUCAUGGCCACAGCCCGAGGCCCAGCCUUCCAUCAGCAGGUACUGGAGAAAGAAAUCCUUUUUUCGCGGAUUUCGAUAAAGGAGAGGAACAGAUCAGCGUCAGGCGCAAAGACAGUGAUGCCAUGUCACCAACAACUCCUCCCUCAGUUCCAGGCGCCAGCCUCGAGCGACGAGCAACAACCGACGCUACUAUGGACGGUCCUGAGGGACAAGCAAAACAGGUAGGCGGUGGUGGUUUCCUCUCCCGGGUGAAGAGCUUGAAGGGCGGUCGACGACAACGACCAGAGCCUCCGGCCAAAGAUACUGUUCCUGGCUAUAGUCCUGGAACCCCAGCCUGAGUACCAUGGAGCACCAUGGAAUUGUUGACAGAGGAAAAUCAAGGUCAGGUUUGACAACUACGGUAGCCAGCCGACCAGAGCACUGAUAUAGUUCCAAGCUCGUUUUCGGGAGGGUAGAACAGUUCCCUUUAAAUGUGUGUGAUGCGAGACAUCACCUUUCUCC
Xylaria bambusicola is the source of this 1797-nucleotide messenger RNA. Its product is annotated as Pal1 cell morphology protein-domain-containing protein. Lineage: Eukaryota; Fungi; Ascomycota; Sordariomycetes; Xylariales; Xylariaceae. The transcript has 3 exons. Gene Ontology annotation, cellular component: cytoplasm. The record is from RefSeq and is a predicted model, not a curated record. Bases 105 to 1634 code for a protein of 509 amino acids.